AUGGGAUCUGGACUCUCGAAGGUCAUGGAUGACCUUCUUGAGGAUACUAAUUUUGAUAGAGAUGAGAUUGAGAGACUUAGGAAACGAUUCAUGAAGUUGGACCGAGACAGUUCAGGGUCAAUAGACAAAGCCGAGUUUAUGUCGAUACCUGGGGUCUCAUCUAAUCCUUUGGCAGGGAGAAUUAUGGAGGUUUUUGAUCAAGAUAAUAGCGGAGACGUGGAUUUCCAAGAGUUUAUCACCGGUCUUUCAAUAUUCAGCGGAAGGGGAAGUAAAGAUGAAAAGCUUAAAUUCGCUUUCAAGAUAUACGACAUUGAUAAGGACGGUUUGAUCUCUAAUGGAGAGUUAUUCAUAGUGCUGAAAAUAAUGGUGGGGAAUAAUCUGGAAGACGAGCAAUUACAACAAAUUGUGGAUAGGACAAUUCAAGAAAACGAUGGCGAUGCUGACGGGAAACUCGGCUUUGAAGAGUUUAAGAAAGCAGUAGAAACUACUGAGGUGGCAAACUCGCUUACUCUUCAGUACGACAUAUGA
Lachancea dasiensis is the source of this 528-nucleotide messenger RNA. NCBI's taxonomy places the organism in Eukaryota, Fungi, Ascomycota, Saccharomycetes, Saccharomycetales, Saccharomycetaceae. The record is from the annotation of a GenBank genome assembly.